Messenger RNA from Penicillium subrubescens, 780 nucleotides. RefSeq lists its product as uncharacterized. The record is from RefSeq and is a predicted model, not a curated record. The transcript is spliced from 3 exons. The annotation marks the transcript as partial. NCBI's taxonomy places the organism in Eukaryota, Fungi, Ascomycota, Eurotiomycetes, Eurotiales, Aspergillaceae.
GGGUUUCUCGACCUCGACCUGAGCAGCAGCUGUUUGCCGUUCCCCACAUGCGAUUUGGCAUGCCGGACACUCGGACCAGUCGAUCUCCAAAGGCCACUUUUUUCCAUUACCAACCUUCCAACAGCAUCACCAACCGCAAAGAUGGCUCUCCUUUCGUCCAAACUUCUCAUUCAGGCACAUGCCGUGCUCCUGAUCAUCAUUGCCGGGUAUCUCGUCAAGAACCCGAAUUACAUCACCGACUCCGACCUGGUGUUUAUGAUGGGCGAGGCCUUGAGGAUUGAUUUCCCCGUCGCUACAACUCCCAUACAAUCACCUUUCGUCAUCUGCUCCGUCCUGAUCUUCGCCGCUGCCCUGGUCGACCUAAUCCUCCUCUCCAGCCUCCCCUUCCACGAUGCCCUGACCGAGGCCCUGCCUUAUAUCCGACCUCUGCGGAACUCAAACUUGCCUGCUGAAGACCUUCAGGCGCUGGCGAAGCUGCCUGAGUAUAUCACACGGUCUCUGACAAUGUACUGGAAUGUGUGGGUCAGCAUUUCCGCCCUGCGGUUUGCCCUGUACGGCGGCAUUUCGUUCUUCAUCUACCAGGCCCGUGGUAGCUACUUGGUGUCGUCGUAUACUUCAAAGAUGGCUCCUUCGGGUUUGGAGCAAUUGAAGAGCCGCGUAGUCUUCACCUAUGUGUUCAUGGAGAUGAUGGUGUGGUUCUGGGUGUUCGUGACAUGCCGUGAGGAGCGCCAGCAGCGAUUGAGCAAGCUCCUGGAGGACGCUCGCGAGGAGUCCAACUAA